AUGACUGCUAGCAAUGAUGAGAGUGUUACUUGUACCGCAGGCUACGUCAUUUGCUUUGCUGUAAUAGAGACUAUACGAUACUCACCUUUAAUAAACACAGAUGAACACAUUUCUUUCAUUGCUGCAGUUUGCCUGCCUACAAACAAAGUGCUUCCAAGCUAUAGUAGUGUACAUAUGUUGCCAACUGUGCAGAAAUCAGUAAUUUUGUUUAAGGAUGUAGAAAUGUUUUCGUGUUUCAAUUUGGCUACUGAAGACCUGAGAGCCAGGACACCCCGACAGCCCACCAAUCAGACUGGCGAGGAGCCAGACAGUCUCCUCCAGUACCCAGACAUUUCUGAUUGCACAGAAACUGAACUAGAAUGUGUAGAUGUUAAUUUAAUAUCUAUUCCAUUUAUUUCAAGCAAUAUAACUGUACUGGAAUCUCUUAAAUACAGCAAGUGCCACUCUCUUUCAGAUGAAGUUUUCAGCAGCUAUAUAGAAGUGCAGAAAAUAUUUCUGCAACAUAAUUGCAUUCAAAAUAUAUCAAGGGAAGCAUUUUUAGAUCAUACAAACUUCAGAUAUUGUGAAUAUCUCGGUCAUAACUGUAUCACCAGUCUGAGACUUGGGAUAUUCAGAGACCUACACAAAUUGAAAUGGUUGUCAGUGUCUAUUUUCUUCCCUUUUAUGCAGAAGGAGUGUUUCUAUGCACUCCAUGUGUGAAUAUGCACACCAUUAACAGAUGGGAUUUCACCAGUUGAGAACCUCUUGGCUAAAGUUCUUAAAGUAGUUGUCUGGGUCCUAGCUGUUACCUGUUUUGGAAAUCUUUUUGUCAUUGGAAUGAGAGUAUUUCUCAGAACUGAAAAUCAGAGAAGUGCUGACCAUAUGAUGGGUGUGUACUUGUUCUCCAUUGGAGUCUUCGAUAUUAAGUACUGUGGACAGUAUAAAAAAUAUUCUGUACCAUGUUGUACCAUAGGCUUCCUGGCCAUGCUUUUUACAGAGGUCUCUGUCUUGUUGACAUAUCUGACUUUGGAAGAAUAUUUAGUGAUUGUCUUUCCCUUCAGUAAUAUCUGACCAUAAAAGCAUCAGACAGUAAUGAGCCCUCUAUCCAUAUGAUUUAUUGGAUUUGUAAUAGCAAUAAUCCCAUUUUGGGAUGAUGACUUUUUUGGAAAUUAUUAUGAAAAUGGAAUUUGUUUCCCCAUUUAUUCCGAUCAAAUAGAAGAAACUGGUGGCAAGGUGUAUACUGUUGGGAUUUUUCUUGGUGUGAACCUACUAGCAUUCAUCAUAAAGGUGUUUUCAUAUGUCAGUAUGUUUUGCUCUCUUCAAAAACAUUCUCUUGAAACAUCAGAAAUAAGAAGCAACAUUCACAUGGAUGUUGCUGUUGCCAAUCAAUUUUUUAUAGAAUUCACUGACUCUGGUGGAUUCAUGUAUUUGUUAUAA
This is a messenger RNA of Pelodiscus sinensis (Chinese soft-shelled turtle), 1416 nucleotides long. The record is from RefSeq and is a predicted model, not a curated record. NCBI's taxonomy places the organism in Eukaryota, Metazoa, Chordata, Testudines, Trionychidae.